GAUAAAGUGGUAUUGGUGACAGGAAAAUAUGGCAUCUCACAUUGUUGGAUAUCCUCGUAUGGGCCCCAAGAGGGAGCUGAAGUUUGCCUUGGAAUCCUUCUGGGAUGGAAAGAGCAGUGCUGAUGACUUGAAGAAAGUAGCUACUGAUUUGAGAUCGAGCAUUUGGAAACAGAUGUCUGAUGCUGGUAUCAAGUACAUUCCCAGCAACACUUUCUCUUAUUAUGACCAGGUUCUUGAUACCACGGCAAUGCUCGGUGCUGUUCCUCCAAGAUACAACUGGACUGGCGGCGAGAUUGAGUUUGAUGUGUUUUUCUCCAUGGCUAGGGGAAAUUCCUCUGUUCCAGCUAUGGAGAUGACCAAGUGGUUUGACACCAACUACCACUUCAUUGUCCCUGAGUUGGGUCCUGAUGUCAAGUUCUCGUAUGCUUCACACAAGGCAGUUAACGAGUACAAGGAAGCAAAGGCGCUCGGAAUUGACACUGUCCCUGUCCUUGUUGGCCCUGUCUCUUACUUGUUGCUAUCAAAACCUGCAAAGGGUGUUGAGAAAUCAUUUUCUCUUCUCUCCCUUUUGAACAGUAUUCUUCCAGUUUACAAGGAGGUUAUUGAAGAGCUAAAAGCAGCUGGUGCAUCAUGGAUUCAGUUCGACGAACCCAUCUUGGUUAAGGAUCUUGACUCUCACAGUUUGGAAGCAUUUACUGCUGCAUACUCUGAACUGGAGUCAACUCUCUCAGGCCUUGAUGUCCUUGUGGAGACAUACUUUGCAGAUGUUCCUGCUGAGGCAUUCAAAAUCCUAACCAGCUUAAAGGGUGUGACUGGCUUUGGUUUUGAUCUUGUUCGUGGACACCAGACUCUUGAUUUGAUCAAGAAGGAUUUCCCCAAGGGAAAAUAUCUCUUUGCUGGUGUUGUUGAUGGAAGAAACAUCUGGGCCAACGAUCUUGCUGCAUCUAUCAGCGCCUUGGAGUCUCUUGAGGGUGUUGUAGGAAAAGAUAAACUUGUGGUCUCCACUUCCUGCUCACUUCUCCACACUGCUGUGGAUCUAGUCAAUGAAACUAAGCUUGAUGAUGAAAUAAAAUCAUGGAUGGCAUUUGCUGCUCAAAAGAUUGUGGAAGUUAAUGCUUUGGCUAAGGCAAUAGCUGGCCAGAAAGAUGAGAAAUUUUUGUCUGCCAAUGCUGAAGCUCUAGCUUCCAGGAAGGCCUCCCCAAGAGUUAACAAUGAGGCAGUUCAAAAAGCUGCUGCUGAUCUGAAGGGUUCUGAGCACAGGCGUGCAACCAAUGUGAGUUCCAGAUUGGAUGCUCAGCAAAAGAAGCUUAAUCUACCAGUCCUCCCAACUACAACCAUUGGAUCAUUUCCCCAAACCGUGGAACUCAGAAGAGUCCGCAGAGAAUACAAGGCAAACAAGAUCUCUGAGGAAGAAUAUGUUAAAUCUAUCAAGGAGGAAAUCAGCAAGGUGGUCAAGCUUCAAGAGGAGCUUGAUAUUGAUGUCUUGGUUCACGGAGAGCCCGAGAGGAAUGACAUGGUUGAGUACUUUGGAGAACAGCUUUCUGGUUUUGCAUUCACAGUCAAUGGAUGGGUGCAAUCAUAUGGAUCGCGAUGUGUUAAGCCGCCAGUUAUCUAUGGUGAUGUCAGUCGCCCAAAGCCAAUGACGGUUUUCUGGUCCACAGCUGCUCAGAGCAUGACUUCUCGCCCCAUGAAGGGAAUGCUUACUGGUCCCGUGACUAUCCUCAACUGGUCCUUUGUCCGUAAUGAUCAGCCCAGAUUUGAAACUUGCUACCAGAUUGCUUUGGCCAUCAAGGAGGAAGUUGAGGAUCUCGAGAAGGCUGGCAUUACUGUCAUCCAAAUCGACGAAGCUGCUCUUAGAGAAGGUUUGCCUCUUAGGAAGUCCGAGGAAGCUUUCUACUUGGACUGGGCUGUCCACUCUUUCAGGAUCACCAAUGUCGGCGUCCAAGACACCACCCAGAUUCACACCCACAUGUGCUAUUCUAACUUCAACGACAUCAUCCACUCCAUCAUCGACAUGGAUGCUGAUGUCAUCACCAUCGAGAACUCGCGAUCAGACGAGAAGCUUCUGUCUGUUUUCCGAGAGGGAGUGAAAUACGGUGCUGGAAUUGGUCCAGGAGUUUACGACAUUCACUCUCCUAGGAUUCCUUCUUCAGACGAGAUUGCGGACAGGAUCAACAAGAUGCUUCAGGUGCUCGAAACCAACAUCUUGUGGGUGAACCCCGACUGCGGGCUCAAGACCCGUAAGUAUCCCGAGGUCAAACCCGCCCUGGAAAACAUGGUUGCGGCUGCAAAGGCUAUUCGUACCCAGCUUUCCAGCGCUAAAUGAGUGUUGAUUUUGCAUGCUAUUCUUUUUAUUUUAAAAUAAGAGUGUGAUUUGGUUUCGUUUUAGUUUUGUAGACAUUUCCAUGUUUGCCCUUUUGGGGGCACUUUUUUUACAAUUAAUUCUGGUAUUUUUAUUAUAUUUUGAGUUUCUUCAUUAUAUGUAUUUUCUUGGAGCUGACAUGUUUCGGAAAGAGCAUUAAGAUGGUAGUGUGU
Impatiens glandulifera is the source of this 2535-nucleotide messenger RNA. Its product is annotated as 5-methyltetrahydropteroyltriglutamate--homocysteine methyltransferase. The coding region runs from base 29 to 2326 and encodes 765 amino acids. The transcript has 10 exons. The record is from RefSeq and is a predicted model, not a curated record. Gene Ontology annotation, molecular function: zinc ion binding; 5-methyltetrahydropteroyltriglutamate-homocysteine S-methyltransferase activity. Lineage: Eukaryota; Viridiplantae; Streptophyta; Magnoliopsida; Ericales; Balsaminaceae.